CCCAGCUGUGGGGGUUAGCACUGUCCGUCCACAACGUCGCAGGUAGCACAGACGUCGUGUCAUCCCCGGCUGAAGGAAGGACGCACGGAGUGCCCAGAGGAUGAGAUGAAACAGCCCAUGUCAGAAUACCUUCCACCCCCAGCCUUUUGUGGGGGGCACCUUUGGGGUCUCUGGGUCUUAUAAUUCCUAUAUGCAAAUUCAUACUCUAUAGCAAGUAGACACUUUCAGCGGUUCGGACCCUUCACCAGGGAACAUGUAUGUGACUCGAAGGAGGAGGCUCCACCUGAGCAGGAUUAUAUUUUUUCUCUCUGGAGUUUUGCUGUGUUGCAUAUAUCAGCUGACCGUCCGUGUGAGGCCUUGGCCGGAGGCUCAGACUGGAGAUGACCCCAGGAUUGGGACACCGGAGGCAGUGGGCAGAAGGCCUGAGGAAACUGCUGGGGAAGAUUCUCUUAGCACCAGCACACUGACCACAGCCAAAUCAACCACUAUGUUGCAUCCUGCGAUAACUUCUUUUGCAUCUCCACCCACAGCUGCAACCACAACACUGACCACAGUAAAUACACUGACCACAACAGACUCAGCAACAACAAUGACAACAACAGCAACCACAACAGCAACAGCAACAACAACAGCAACGACAAAAAUGACAAACGCAACCACAAAAAUGACCAACAUGACAACAGAAACAACUUCAUCUACGUCUGAACUGACCCCAUCGACAACCACUAACAGGACUGUACACUGCAUCUUUGUGGAUUCAAGUCAGUCCAGCCCUACUCCUGACCUUGUCCUGACCACCACAGCUCCUGUGUCCACCACCAGCACCACCAACACCACCACAGAGGCUGUCCAUCCUCCAGAGAUCCCCCACAGCAAGGGAGAGUACCCACACGAUAUCUUCUCCGUAGAGGACCGACGUAAUGGCUGGGUGACCCUCCACAUCUUUGGGAUGAUAUACAUGUUUGUGGCUCUGGCCAUUGUGUGUGACGAGUUCUUUGUCCCCACUCUGGGAGUGAUCACGGACAAGCUGGCCAUCUCUGACGAUGUUGCUGGGGCAACCUUCAUGGCCGCCGGCGGUUCCGCCCCAGAGCUCUUUACAUCCCUGAUUGGUGUCUUCAUCUCCCAUAGCAACGUGGGCAUCGGCACCAUCGUGGGCUCGGCUGUCUUCAACAUUCUCUUCGUUAUCGGGAUGUGCGCGCUCUUCUCCAGGGAGAUGCUCCACCUCACCUGGUGGCCACUCUUCCGGGACGUGUCCUUCUACAUCCUGGGCCUCAUCAUGCUCAUCGUCUUCUUCCUGGACAACACCAUCAUGCCUUGGGAGAGCGCAAUGCUGAUCGGGUGCUACACCUGCUACGUGACAUUCAUGAAGUUCAACGUGCAGAUCGAGCAUGCCUUCAAGACCCAGAUCAUGAAACACAAGAGCAUCGUCAAAGUCAUUGCCCCAGAGGAACCGGCCAAGGACAAUGGAACUUCCGCUGAGGACAGGAGACCUCCUGAUCCAGAAGACAAGAAUCGAUUGAAGCUGAAACCAGCACUCCAGCGUGGAGGAAGCUCUGCAUCGCUUCACAACAGCACCAUGAGGAGCACCAUCUUCCAACUGAUGAUCCACACGCUAGAUCCGCUGGGUGAGGAAACUGUUUUAAAUGGUGAGGUAAAGGCUGGCAGCUCAGGGCAGGGAAGAGUCAAAUUCAAAGAUAAGGCUCAGAUUCUGAACAGCAUGGCCAGAGGAAAACCAGAGGCCAAAACGCAGGAGACAUCGGCCGGUGCUGCUGCGAAAGAGUCCAAAGAGAAGAAAGAGAUAGAAGAAAAGGACGAAGAAGAGGCUGAAGAAGAGGCAGAAGAGGAGGCAGAAGAGGAGGCAGAAGAGGAGGCAGAAGAGGAGAUGAAAGAGGAGGCGAAAGAAGAGACAAAAGAGGCACCUGCAGAGAAGGAGGAGAAGGGGGAGGCAGAGGCAGAGGCGAAGGCGGAGACCGAUGAGCAGACGAAGGACGAGCCGGCUGCUGCUGCACCAGAUGGUGGAGGUGACGGCAAUGAGGACGGCAGCGAGGAAGACAGCGAUGAUGACAGCGAUGACAGCGAUGACAGCGAUGACAGCGAUGAUGAUGAUGAGGAGGAAGACGUGGAGGGAGAAGGAGGGGAGGAGGAGGAUGAGAAUGAGGAGCCGCUGUCGCUGGAGUGGCCGGACACGCCACGUAAGCAGGUCACGUAUGUCUUACUGCUGCCCAUCGUCUUCCCGCUAUGGCUCACCGUGCCUGACGUCCGCAACCCAGCAUCUAAGAAGUUCUUUGUCAUUACCUUUGUGGGCUCCAUCAUAUGGAUUGCAGUUUUCUCCUAUCUGAUGGUCUGGUGGGCACAUCAGGUGGGUGAGACGAUUGGCAUCUCUGAGGAAAUCAUGGGUCUGACCAUCCUGGCAGCAGGCACCUCCAUCCCUGACCUUAUCACCAGUGUGAUUGUGGCGCGGAAAGGCCUGGGGGACAUGGCUGUGUCCAGUUCUGUGGGCAGCAACAUCUUCGACAUCACAGUGGGUCUCCCGGUCCCGUGGCUGAUGUACUCCACGAUGCACGGGUUCGCCCCGGUGGCCGUGAGCAGUAACGGUCUCUUCUGUGCCAUCGUGCUGCUCUUCCUCAUGCUCCUCUUCGUCAUCAUCUCCAUCGCCGUGUGCGGCUGGAAGAUGAACAAGGCGCUCGGCUCCACCAUGUUCCUGCUCUACUUCAUCUUCCUGGUGCUCAGCGUGAUGCUCGAGGACCGCAUCAUCGUGUGCCCUGUGUCCAUCUGAGGCCUGUCUCUCUGGAGACACCCCCAACCCACACAUAUUCCUGCCACUGUCGCUGCCACAGCAGUGGCCAUUUCAGUCCAACGUCAACGUCAACUUUAACUUGGCUGUCAACUUCACUGUCCACUGUUUCUGACUGUUCAACAAGAGUAGUCCUGGAUCUUCUGGUGCACUCAUUUCUAACUAUGUAUUCUCUUGUGUGUUUGUGCGUGUGCGUGUGUACGUGUGUAUGAUGUUUUGCAGAACUGACAACAAAGCAUAUUGCAAGUGUUCAUAGUUCAAGUGCAAGAGUUCUCUCAAAAACAUCUUUAGGGAAAAUUAGGAAUGCAUUUGAAUGUUCUUCUAUUUUAUUCACAUUUUACCACAACAGCUUUGACCGUAAUAGCUUUUUAUUGUUAUGAAUGUUAUGUAACGAGGAAAUGCUAAGUGAUGGUCAAUCAAUAAAUUAAAUCCCCAACAAUUAACGCAGAAUGUCAUAUGCUGUAUAUCAUUGUCUAUGUUUAUGGUUUCACAUGUCAGGAGGGUGGUGAGAGUGCUAAGAGGAUUAAUGGAUUAAGGUGUGCUAGGUGACUGUUACAUGCACCCUUGGCAAAGCGCUAUUGUAUUUGCAGCGCUGCCUGAAAACUGUGCUAUAUACCUGAGAGGACUUGAUGGUAGAAAAUGAAAAGCUUAUCAGUGGCGUUUGUUGUUGUUGUCUGGGUCAUGUAUCAGUGUUUGGUGUAUGGUGGAUUCUCACAUAAAUAUGAAUGAGUAUCUGGAAAUGUAUGCAGAAUCUCUUCAGUGAAGUCAUGGGGGCGUUGUGCGCUAACAACUCAACUCUCUGUAAAUGAUGUAAUUUAAACUCAUACUGCAACUGAAUUAUUUUUGUAAUAUUGAUUAUAAUGUGUAUUAUUAGUAUACAUAAUAUAACAAAGGUCUUUGUGCUUGAUGUCAAAUAUAUGUAUUUUUCAUCUUAGUACAUGUCUAGCCGUCCUCUACUCGUUAUGGGGGGAGCUGUCCUUUCAUGUGAGCAUUUUUGUCUAUCAUAUCACAGCUCAAAUUACACUUGCACAGACGUGAACAGGAGAAUUCUACUCCCCCUGAUGUUCAAUUGUUUUCACCGACAGCAUUAGAAUAAUUAUGCAAAAAUGUUGGUCAUUUAAAUGUUCCCAGUUUAAACUGUCACCAGAGACCAUUCCGACAAGUCAUGAUGUCACUAGUGUUUUAUUUACAGUUAUAAACAUUGUUCUGAAGAUCCAGUCCAGGCUCCAAAUCAUAAUGAGCAUACAAAUAUAAAUAACAGGAAUAAAACAAAUAUAUGAUAUGUGUAUGGGUGUAAGACAUUGGCCCAACACAGUUCAGUUUACAAAAAAACACAUUUCAGUAGAUAUAUAUCGCUGUGAGCUGGAUACUGAAUAGUCAAAUGAUUUUUACUUAGAAUUUGCUGUAAGAAAAGUUUGGCUGUUGAUCUUUGCCACUGUAAACUUCACUAGUACCAUAUGUGGCAGGUGGCAGCAAAACAGUCAAAAACAUCUCAACUAUAGCCAAAGGCAGUCUCAAAGGACAUUUGUUUUUGUUGGUUUUCUUUGUUUUGUUUUGUUUUAUUUUCAUUCUGUGAUUGUAUAUUCAGUCAAUAAACAAUUGAGUUCAACAAAUUGAA
Messenger RNA from Alosa sapidissima (American shad), 4412 nucleotides. It is a transcript of the gene slc24a1, whose product is annotated as solute carrier family 24 member 1. Gene Ontology annotation, molecular function: calcium channel activity; calcium, potassium:sodium antiporter activity. Gene Ontology annotation, cellular component: membrane. Gene Ontology annotation, biological process: long-term synaptic potentiation; intracellular calcium ion homeostasis; calcium ion transmembrane transport. The record is from RefSeq and is a predicted model, not a curated record. Lineage: Eukaryota; Metazoa; Chordata; Actinopteri; Clupeiformes; Clupeidae. The transcript has 12 exons. Bases 254 to 2776 code for a protein of 840 amino acids.